Messenger RNA from Drosophila sulfurigaster albostrigata, 3548 nucleotides. RefSeq names its product protein dispatched-like. The record is from RefSeq and is a predicted model, not a curated record. Lineage: Eukaryota; Metazoa; Arthropoda; Insecta; Diptera; Drosophilidae. Gene Ontology annotation, cellular component: membrane.
GAGCAACGAACUCGUCGAAGUCAUAGGCAUGGAUUUGGGCUUGGAGAACGAACUUUUUAGCGAACUGCUCCUCACGGAUGUUUGGCUGGUCUCACUCGGAGCUUUUGUGCUCGCCUGCGUCUGGUUGUACACUGGAUCAGCGUUUAUCACCGUGAUGUCGUGCUUAGCGAUUUGUUUUUCGCUGGGAUUGGCUUACUUUGUCUACACAUUGGUCUUUGAGUUCAGCUUCUUCCCAUAUAUGAAUCUGUUGGCCGUUGUGGUGAUCAUUGGCAUUGGUGCCGAUGAUGUCUUCUUGUUCCUAAAGAUCUGGCAAUGUGUGCUGGCCGAACGUUUUAGCAAGAGCAGCACAUUGAACACACAGUCAACGCUACCCACACCUUUGGAGCAUAAUGAGCACACGGAAACAUUGGAGAAUCUUAUGGCACUGACAAUGCGACAUGCGGCUGCCUCGAUGUUUGUUACCUCGGUGACAACAGCGGGUGCUUUCUUUGCUUCAUAUAGCAGCUCAAUCAUAGCCAUCAAAUGUUUUGGCAUUUUUGCUGGUACUGUUGUGGUGACGAACUAUUUGCUGAUGAUUACCUGGCUGCCGGCAUCGGUUUCAAUUAUGGAGCGUCUGUUUGCUAGUCGCAUGUCCUGCCAGCAGCAUCUGUUACAGAAGCUAAUCAACGCUUGCAAGAAGUCAAUUAAUCGAUUUUGUGAACUGUUCGAGGAGCGCAUCACACACAGCAUUAUGAACUAUGCAUUCUUAUGGCUAAUCAUCUUUGCAAUACUGGGCACAGGCAGUGCAAUAAUUGUGUUUUGGUAUCCGGGACUGCAGCUGCCGGAGAAACCACAUUUUCAGCUGUUUGUCUCACAUCAUCCCUUUGAGAUCUAUUCGAAGCUGCGUCAUCUGUUUUGGUUUGAAAAGACACUGCAAGCAGUGGAGAAUUUCAAUAUGAGCAUGCGUUUCGUUUGGGGCGUAGAGGCGAUGGACGAUGGCGACUAUACGAAUCCCAAUUCACAUGGCAACCUACACUAUGACAAUAAUUUUAAUAUAUCUAGCAAAGAGUCACAGAUUUGGCUGCGUAACUUUUGCCAAAACGUGCGACAGCAGCCGUUUUAUCAAGCGACUUUUGGCUUCUUGUUGCCCAACUGUUUUAUCGAGAAUUUUAUACGUUUUAUGGAGCGCAGAUGCAUUGAUGACAUGGACUCAACACACACGAACUCAACGCCCUGCUGCGCUGCCGAAUUCCCCUACGAACCACAUAUAUUUGAGCUGUGUUUACCUCAAUGCAUAUCCAAUCUAUGGGAGACAAGAUUUUAUCAGCAAAGCAAAGCGGGUCCCAGGUUUGCUGCUGCACCCAGUCGAACCGAUCUUGGCUAUUUGGAGAGCAGCAGCAACGAAAGUCUAAGCAUGGAGUCGACAUCAAUGCAACUGCUUGUUAAGGCGCUAAUCAUUGAGUUCGAUUCGAACAUAAGCUAUAGUACCAUCUAUAGCAAUAUGAAAGUGUUUUACGAGAGCGUCGAGAGCUGGUUUCAACAGCAGCUCAGCACUGCGCCGCAGGAAUUACGCGGCGGUUGGUUCAUCAGUGACUAUGAAUCUAUAAUGUUUUUUAGUGUUCAGGAUACGCUCUCCAAUGACACAAUAGUCGCCAUCAUUUUGGCCAUGGCCGCAUCACUUGUGGUGCUAUUGUGCUUCACACUCAAUCUGAUCAUCUCCAUAUAUGCUGUCAUUACCGUUUCCCUAACCAUAUUCAACACUGUGGCUGUGCUAAUUUUACUCGGUUGGCAAUUGAAUAUAUUGGAGAGCAUUGCCGUCUCAACGGCCAUCGGACUGGCUGUGGACUUUAGCCUACAUUAUGGCAUACACUAUCGCCUGGCGCCAUCCAAGGAGCGUGUGGCAGCCACACAAUUUGUGCUGUCCCGCAUCAUUGGACCGACGGUGAUGGCGGCAGCAACCACGGGCUUUGCCGGUGGCAUUAUGAUGGCAUCAAAUAUACUACCCUAUAUACAGAUUGGUGUCUUCCUCGUUGUGGUCAUGGUCACCAGUUGGCUGUAUGCCACAUUCUUUUUGAUGAGCAUGCUCAAAGUCGCUGGACCGCAGUACGGUUUCAUGCAGCUUGGUUGGCCGAAAUUGCGCAAACGUCGCACUGCAAAGGCCAACAAGUUCUACGAAAGAAAACCCAGCCAAAUUAUUGCUAGUGAACAGCUGCUAACGCCCACGAGUUCAGCUAUUGUUGAGAUGGCGAAUUCGGAGACACAUGAACUGGAAUCCCUCAAUUCGAAUAGCCAAAUCAAAACAAUAUCGGGCACAGAAAGUGGACACACUUUGCCUGCGCUGCCCGUCGACUUUGAGCACUCAUUCCAAACUGUGCACUAGGGUUAUAUAUAUAUACAUAUAUAGUAAGUAUAUCAAUUGGAGCCGUCUGUCUAUCUUGUUGCGAUGAUGCCAUCAUCAAUGGAGCGACAAUUUGCAUUUUUAUACAUACAGGGCAAAGCUGUAAAGCGAUCCCCAGCAUACAUUUAUAUAUAUACAUAUAUAGUACUUAGCACAUAUACAUGGUGCACCAACUACUUUGUUAGCAUUAAGCCCAAAAGCUCAGAGGCGACAAGGACAAGAAGUUUACGCAUUUUAUACUUUGCUAAUAUUGAGAGAUUAGUUAGAGAUAUGUUAAGGCAUAAUAAUAGGAGGGAGGGAGGGGAGGUAUAACGAGAGAGAGACAGAUAAAUCGAUCAAAAUGUAUUAAGCUUGAGCAAAUUGAAUGACUCUUUUAGUGUGCUAUUUCAAAAGACUUCAAACAGUUGCAAUGCGCUUUUUACUUAUGGUAGUUAUUGUAACGUUUUGACGCCCCGAGCCACAAAAUUUUUGGGCUCACAAAUUGUAAACUGAAGCAAUUAGCGGAAAGUACUGGGUACGUCCAAUAAAACAAAAACAAAAGCAAAACAAAACAUGCAAACAAAAAAGAAAACAGAAAAUCUGUACGACUGCAUGAUGUCGGUAUUAUUAGUUGAUAGAGUUUUUAGUGAAGCAUUAAUGUAUUAUGUAUUAUCGUAUGUACUUAAUUGUAAUCAAAACUAUUUAUACUCUGAAUUUUUAUUAGCUGUUAAAUCUCGGGCAAACAAUGUUGGCGCCGGCAUUAUAGAUUGUAUACACUAUAUACAGACAUACAUAUAUGUACUUACCAUAUAUGGUAGUUACACACACACAAAACACACUCAUACACUUCUAUAUAUAAUGUACGUUGAUGUACUAAAUGUGUUGUCUAUCCUAGUUGUAAACGCGUUCAAAACACACACACACAAAAAAAACUCACGUUUGUAAUAACCAUGUAACUGUGAUACAGAAGGUGACAAAUUGAAAAUAUUGAUGAAAAAAUUCUAUUCUAUGUUUAUAUAGACAAAAUGAAGAAAGAGCUAGAAAAACAAAUGAAACUAAAACAAGCAAAAAUGAAAAUCAUGACGUAUUGUACUUAACUACAACUGAAAACCUUGUACUUCCUUCAUUGAACUUAAAACAAAAAAAUACAAAUGUGUUGAAGUGAUUUAAUAAAUGUUACUUGUGAAACAAA